Molecule: messenger RNA, 1790 nt
Organism: Drosophila eugracilis
Lineage: Eukaryota; Metazoa; Arthropoda; Insecta; Diptera; Drosophilidae
Product: fidgetin-like protein 1
Exons: 7
Coding region: 87-1718 (543 amino acids)
Molecular function (GO): microtubule severing ATPase activity; ATP hydrolysis activity; ATP binding
Source: RefSeq, a predicted model, not a curated record
AGCUGAUUUGUACUUUACCGCGAGUUUUUGUCUUUGAUUUAGUUUUGGCAUUAAUUUAGGAUUUUAAAUCUAUUAUUUGGUACACAAUGGACAAGGAGCUGUUUAUUAAGCAAUUCGCUUCCUGUGAAGCCACACUCCAAACAAAAGGAGCCUCAAAUAUCGAUAAGCAAAAUGCGUGGCGCACACAAAUGCUGUUGCUCUGUCAGCAAACCAGGCAUAGCACCAACUCCACCCACUUUGCAGUCUUACAAGAACACAUCGACAAACAUCAAAAGCACGAAAGCACAGAGCAAAUAAUGACAGAACGCCUAAAGCGAUGCCGGGGGACAAUAAGAACGAGUCGCAGGACGAAUUCGGAGAUUAUAUGUGCAGAUUACAUGUUCCAAGUUCCCCAGGACACUUCGUUUGAGCCGAACUGCAGAACUUCGUAUGAGAGCUGCCAAAAAGAAGAAAUCACCUCAAGUGACCUGCAUGCUCUGACCAGUGAAAAUCCAAAAAUGCCAGUAAAACAGAGUCCAGUAGUGCACUUUUCGACACCAAAAACCAAUUCAGAAAAGUCGGGUAAUAAACAGCUAGAGCGACUAGAUGAUUCAACACAAAAUGGAUUUGGCUUUCGCACUGCACGAGAGCAACUAAUCCUUGACGAUUUGAAGAAAAACAAACAACAGUCAGUGAGCAACUUGAAUGCAUCUCCAUCAGACAUGAUGAACUUUGGCAGAAAAACACUGGGAGGAAAACGAACUGUUAGCUCAAACUUUGUAUCGCCAGUGGGCCGUAAUGAGAGCUCUGCUAUCUCUUCCAGCAAAUUACCUCCAGCCCUGGGCCACCUGGAUCCCAAGAUGGUGGACCAAAUUCUCGGCGAAAGCAUGCACGAUUUCAAACCUGUCGCAUGGGAAGAUAUUGCCGGGUUGGAAUCUGCCAAAUCAACAUUCCUAGAAGCCAUUAUAAUGCCACUACGGCGCCCAGAUUUAUUCACUGGUGUGCGGUGUCCACCUCGAGGCGUUCUCUUAUUUGGACCACCUGGUACUGGCAAGACCCUUAUAGCUAAGAGUAUUGCUUCCCAAGCCAAGGCCAAAUUCUUUAGCAUCAAUCCAUCUACUCUGACCUCCAAGUGGGUGGGGGAUGCCGAGAAGCUAGUAAAGACAUUGUUUGCAGUUGCCGCUGCCCAUCAACCAGCCAUUAUAUUCAUCGACGAGGUUGAUUCCCUGCUAUCGAAGCGUUCGGGGAACGAGAACGAGAGCACUCUGCGCCUAAAGAACGAGUUUCUCAUCCACUUGGAUGGCGCCGCUAGCAAUGAGGAGAUUCGAGUAUUGGUAAUUGGAGCCACUAACCGACCGCAAGAAUUGGACGAGGCAGUACGAAGGCGAUUCGUACGACGGCUUUAUGUGCCGCUACCUACAAAAGAGGCGCGAAAGAAAAUCAUAGAAAAGAUUAUCCGGCAGGUGAAGCACAGCCUCGAUGUAAUGGAAAUUAACGAACUGUCGGAGUUAACUGAUGGAUAUUCGGGAGCGGAUGUAGAUACGCUCUGCCGCUAUGCAUCAAUGGCUCCUCUUCGCUCGUUGACACCUGAUCAAAUGGAGGUCAUAAAAACACAUCAGCUGCCCGCCGUAACCAUGGAUGACUUUAGGCAGGCUCUGAGGGUAAUAUCGAAGAGUGUUUCUGCAGAGGACUGUAAACAAUUUGAGGCAUGGAAUGAUGUAUAUGGCGUACGACAUUAAAGUUGCACUAAAAUUCUUUUUUGAUUUUUAUUAAUACUUUGAAGUAACGAAUAAAUGCUAUGUAAAGACUAA